Penaeus indicus is the source of this 639-nucleotide messenger RNA. Its product is annotated as basic proline-rich protein-like. NCBI's taxonomy places the organism in Eukaryota, Metazoa, Arthropoda, Malacostraca, Decapoda, Penaeidae. The transcript is spliced from 4 exons. The coding region runs from base 1 to 639 and encodes 212 amino acids. The record is from RefSeq and is a predicted model, not a curated record.
AUGAAGCGCGUUUCGAGUCGCGAACCGCCCUCGUCCCCCGCGCUGCGCCCCGACGAAACGCGCUCAGCGGAGGCGAGGCGCAGCCGGGUGGAUUUGGCCGGCAGUUACUGCGCCACCAAGGAGCAAGUCGCCAAUUUUAUUCGCCGAUUUCACUGCGCCCUUCACGCCCAUGUCGGCAUAGGCUUGACCAACCGCCCGCCCGCACGCCCACCGCACCUGCACCGGCGCCCGUCUCCCAUCCCCUCUAUGUUGCCGGUCUUCGGAAGAGAAUUGAUGGUGGGCCGCCGCCCGCAGGUGGGCCGCACCACUCAGCUGGGGAGCGGGUCGGUGCCGGGCCUGCGUAUUGAUCCCCCACCCGCGCCCCCGGCCCCUGGGGAGCAGCGCGCCCCAGGGGGACUCCCGCGAGCCGCCACGAACAGGCAGAACCAGCAGCAGGAGGAGGAAGGUACCCCCCCUCCCCCCACCCCAACCCAUGCCCCAGUCCCAGAGCCUACCUACCACCCGACACCAGGCCGAGAGUGCCACGCGCCCACCCCAGCGCCUCCACGACCGCCGGCCGACAACCACAACCACGGCCACCGACACACCUCACUCGCGGCCUCCGACACAACCCCACCUCGGGAAAGGCAAAACGAGUGA